This is a messenger RNA of Limanda limanda (common dab), 1144 nucleotides long. Its product is annotated as protein C-ets-2-like. NCBI's taxonomy places the organism in Eukaryota, Metazoa, Chordata, Actinopteri, Pleuronectiformes, Pleuronectidae. The transcript has 4 exons. Gene Ontology annotation, molecular function: DNA-binding transcription factor activity, RNA polymerase II-specific; sequence-specific DNA binding. The record is from RefSeq and is a predicted model, not a curated record. Gene Ontology annotation, cellular component: nucleus. The coding region runs from base 1 to 612 and encodes 203 amino acids. Gene Ontology annotation, biological process: cell differentiation; regulation of transcription by RNA polymerase II.
AUGAGGACCAAAACCAACGAGGGCCUCUCCAGCUUGACCUGGCUGGAGGGAUCUCUCUUUGGCUCUUUCAACCCCACGAUGAAAUCUGACUUCUCCCAAAACAUCAGGCCCUCAGAGCCGUACUGCCCCCGUGUGGCCAAACGCAAAAACCCACACUCUCAGAGACCAGACAGGGAGGGCCAUAUGCCAGGGAUGUCGGCCUAUCCAGGUUCUGGUCCAAUCCAGUUGUGGCAGUUUUUACUGGAAUUACUUCUGGACUCGGCCUGUCGUACCUUCAUCUCCUGGACGGGCGACGGCUGGGAGUUCAAGAUGUCCGACCCCGCUGAGGUGGCCAAGCGCUGGGGCCAGUGCAAGAACAAACCCAAGAUGAACUACGAGAAGCUGAGCCGCGGUCUGCGGUACUACUACCACAAGAACAUCAUCCACAAGACGGCAGGCAAACGCUACGUCUACCGCUUCGUCUGCGACAUACAGGGCAUGCUGGGAAAGACGGCACAGGAGGUCCUGAUCAGUCUGAACGUUGUGCCCACACACACCGAGUCGUGGCAGUGUCCCGUGGCGCCAGCGGCGGUGACGUCUGAGCACAGCAGUGAAACAUGGGCACCUCAGUAGGAGAUGGGGGGCUGGACUGGUGCUGCUGGCUGAGAGUGACCAGCCCCUUUCAACAGAGUACUACAGACUACAAAGUGAACACUGGCUCUUAAAGUGGCGAUGUGGUCACAGUCAGACCAGGAGCCAGUUUGUAGAUGUUGCAUUUCAGGGAAAAGAAAUAAUCAAAAACUCAUAAAAGUCACAAUGAAUCAGUCUUUAAAGAUAAUGCGUUAGACUCUGUGAAAUAAUAACUCUCCUAAUACCUGACUCAUAAACACGAAGCUCCUUCACCUUAGGGCUUAAUAACUGCAGCACAGGGAGCAUUUUUAGCACUAUGAAUAGAGACAAUAUCUUCAUUCAUUGGGUUUCUGAGGAGGAACUGAUUUGUAAAUAGUGUUUAUAGAGGCCCCUAUGUAGAGUUUUGUGCAUUUAUAUAUUUUUGUAUGCAAAACUCAUGUCUACCUCUGUUGCUGGUCAGAAUAACAUGAAGUGAGAUCACUUGCAGGCAGCCACUGUGAAGGUUCUAGCCUGUGUGAUGAUUGUUUUGUGUAAA